AUGUCGCACCGAUAUGAAGAUGCAGUCCUAAAAGGAAUGGCCUUGCUGCUGCUGAACUUGCCACCGGUGCUCCGCAGCGCCGCCCAGCCGCUGCAGAAGCUGUUCGAUACGCAUUAUCCCGAUAACGGCAUAACGCGCAUCCUGCUGAACACCCCACCGAUCCGCAGCACAUCUGGUGAAGAUGUCAUGGAGUGCGGUGCAGUGUUCUUUUCGUCCUCAAACGCGCUGUGGGCUGUUCUGGACCGAGUGCGAGUGCUACUUCGCACCGAAGACGGCGCGCUGGAGCUGAGGCGCGGCUACUUGACUCUGGGUGUACAUGAGUUGCUCGUGGAAGGAGUCGUGACGUGGGGCGCGGAAGGGCGACAGCGCACCGCUUCUGCUCCAAGGACUGUCACCCCAGUUCUCGCACCAACCGUGGCGCCGCAUGCGGAAGCUGCGCAAAACUCUGCUGUGUCGCAGAGCGCGCCGACAGUGGCGCCGACGCCAGUCUCCGUCCCCGUAGCCACUUUAGUGACAGCAUCGGGUUCCAUGCCUUCUUCGCGAAAGACAGAGGCGCGCAGUGGUGUAGAAAGUUGCGAUGAUGCUUGCCAGACGGUGGUGGUUACUUUUCUACUCAAAGAAAUAUAUAAUCGCCAUCGCGACAACGGAGAGGGCGGCCCGUAUGUAGGACAAGGUGGUGUUCCAAGCAGCUUCCCUCCGUCACCGUUCAUGGUAUACCAAAUGCUGGCGGGGGAAUGCCAACCCCGAAAAAUCAUAUUAGUGGAGUGCCGGCGCGCUGCAGCGAAGCGGGAGUGGCGGGCACUGGUCGAACUGGAGAACGCAGAGGUGGCGGCGCAAGUGAUUCGCGUCUUCACACGCCGCGCUGUGGAGUUUGUGAGUGAGUCUAACGCCUACAGGGCCCCAAAGCGCAGUCGCAAACUGCCAGAGGAAGGGCCGCUGCCAAUCUGCGCUGAGGUGCGCUACUAUGUAAACUGUAACUACAGCGUACGCAAUGGCCAGACACGUUAUCUUCCAAAUGGGGAUCGCAACUAUCAUCGCACUGUGGCGGUGCGUCCCUUCUGCAGCACCGAGCUGGACCUUACCGAUCCGCAGAAUCUGGCAAGGCUGCAGGUGAAAGCCCCGCGCAACUGGAAAGCCGAUCCUCACGCAAUACGGCCUGCGUCUAUCUGCGAUCGCGAUUCACCGAAUAGAGCCGUGGUGCUCGAGGAAGAAGUGCGGCCAAACGAAGGGGAGUCGACUGCGGCCCAGCACAAGCGUCGUCGCUCACCAUCCCCGCGCGUCAGCCAGUGGCGUUCAAAACGGUCACCGUCGUACUCACGCAGUCGCUCCACCUCCCCCUCCUCGUUCCGCUCGUACUCCCGUGCCUCUUCGUCGUCGUUACGUCGUCACCAUCGUCACCACCGUCACCAUGAACGCCGUUGCGAGCGCCGCCACCGUGAUGAACACCGGCACGAUGCGCGUGCGGCGGCGCUAAGGGAGCAUAACAAUCCUGAAGCUGCCGCCCCUGUUGUGGCGACGACCCCCGAGACCGUCACCUGUGCCGAAGCCCAGUCAAUUGCUGCGAGGAGAUAUGCACGCCCAGUAGAGGUGUGCAUGUCUGCGUCAGAAACGCCGGCACCUGUGGCGGUGACAUACGACAGCCACGGCGCUCUGCCGGUGGGGUGGCGCCCCAUCUUCUCUCAGGAGUACCAGCAGACCUACUAUGCUUACCGUGACCCGAAUACCGGCGUGGAGACGACCACGUGGGAGCGACCUGCUGCGUAG
Leishmania braziliensis MHOM/BR/75/M2904 is the source of this 1764-nucleotide messenger RNA. RefSeq lists its product as hypothetical. Lineage: Eukaryota; Euglenozoa; Kinetoplastea; Trypanosomatida; Trypanosomatidae. The transcript has a single exon. The coding region runs from base 1 to 1764 and encodes 587 amino acids. The record is from RefSeq and is a predicted model, not a curated record.